GUUUCUAACAAGUUGUCAGUAAUGAUCGAAGUCAUAAAGCAAGCAUUGUUAAAGAUUGCAGACAAACGGGUUAAUCCUAGUGCGUCAAACUUGAUAAACAAUCGCGAAUCUUAUCGCAAAUUCGAUAGCAUUGAAAAAGUUCAUACACCAACUCUUCCAAUGUCGGCCCGGCGAUUGAAGACGCAACAUGAAACUACUGGACCCGAAAUAUGUGGCGGCCCCGAUGCAGACAGCGGCUUCUGAAGCCGAACAAAUCUCUCGUCUUCGCGCAUCGCAAUCUCCAAUAGCAAUCUCCCUUCAAAAAUGUCCGACAUUGACUUCACUAGAUGGACUCAAAUUCAGGGGCUACUGGGACAACGAAGGUAGUGGCGUGUUAUUAAAUACGGGACAAACUGCAUAUUUUACCCUCGAUACAAACUCUCGACCGCGACUAAGCGGCGGGCCCCUAAUGGGCGAGUACAUCUUCGAGCAAAUGCACUUCCACUGGUCUGUUGACGACUUCACCGGCUGCGAACACGUUCUAGAUGGUCAUGGCUACGCAGCAGAAUGUCACUUUGUCCACUAUAACAGUAAAUACGAGUCAAUAGAAGCGGCAGUAGGCCAUGCUGACGGCUUGGCAGUAGUUGGUUUCCUCUUGGAGGCUGUAGACGCCCCUAACCCGAAAUUUGACAAGCUUGUCGAAGGUUUGGAGGCGAUUCAGAGGCGUGACCAAGCUGUUCGAGUCACUGCAGAGUCACUGUCCUGGAUGGAGCGUGACGACCUGCGCGAGGGCAGCUACGUGACCUACAAAGGGUCGUUAACCACGCCCCCGUACACCGAGUGUGUCACAUGGAUCAUUUACCAGAAACCUGUACAAGUUGGCACAGAACAGUUGGGCCUUCUCCGGCAGUUGGAAGGGUUGGACAGCAAGCCCAUCGAGAGGAACGUGCGGCCGACGCAACGCCACCCUCCCGGCCACUCCGUCAUAUUCGUGAAGCAAGUCAAGGCGAAGCUUUAAAUUCAGAUUGAUAUAAGACUUUACUACGACAAAUUGUGGCUAUUAUUCGUGAAAAUUA
This is a messenger RNA of Cydia amplana, 1055 nucleotides long. It is a transcript of the gene CAH3, whose product is annotated as carbonic anhydrase 1. The transcript is spliced from 6 exons. The record is from RefSeq and is a predicted model, not a curated record. Gene Ontology annotation, molecular function: zinc ion binding; carbonate dehydratase activity. Bases 188 to 997 code for a protein of 269 amino acids. NCBI's taxonomy places the organism in Eukaryota, Metazoa, Arthropoda, Insecta, Lepidoptera, Tortricidae.